This is a messenger RNA of Linepithema humile (Argentine ant), 6442 nucleotides long. RefSeq names its product naked cuticle (gene nkd). Gene Ontology annotation, molecular function: calcium ion binding. Gene Ontology annotation, cellular component: cytoplasm. Lineage: Eukaryota; Metazoa; Arthropoda; Insecta; Hymenoptera; Formicidae. Gene Ontology annotation, biological process: negative regulation of Wnt signaling pathway. The record is from RefSeq and is a predicted model, not a curated record.
UGUGUUACUCACAAAGAGCCCCGCCGUUUUUUGUCACGGCCAAUUAUUUCUCUUCUCUUUUUAUUUCCAUCGAGCAUGGUGUGCUGGCAGUUGUGUACAGCAUCGGUAGCAAAAUGUCCAGAGGGAUGAAACGGUGCAUCCCGAAAGCAGCUGAGCCUCUUUCGAUGGUGACGCCUAUGUUUCUUCUGAAACACCGCUAGGAGAUAAUAGCGUACGGGUACAGUCUCCAAAAAGAGUAUUUCUGAUUUGACACAGAACCUUUCCGAGUAAUACUGCGCAGUACUUCGAUUCAGUGAAGCAAUAUCAAUAAAGAAUGUUUCAACAAAGGGAGGAAUGCGAAAUUUGAGCGCUUUUCUUUAAACUGCUCGCCCCUUUCCCUCGCGUUCUUUUCUCAUCUGACUCAUCGUCUGACUUGUGAUUCAUUCAAGUGUCGACAAACACAAUUGUGUGUUGUUUGUGAACGAUAAUGUGCGUGCCGUUGACGUAAACACCAAAGAGAUUCAAUGGCGAUAUCGAUUUUACCAAAAAUAGACCGCAGUUUCGGGUUUCUUUUUGAUGACGUCCGCGAUUGUGAGCCUCCACUGUAAUUUUGCGCAGGAGGAAUGCUCAACUUAUUGCGCGAAUAAAGAAAAUAAUGAACUCUCAACUUUAUCGAUUCCCAAUAGUUGGCGGUUAAAUUUCGGCGAUUACUGUAACGCGUGAUUACUAUAAUCUAAGUCAAUUUUGAUAAACAGUGUCAUAUCAUACGUUAGUGUGCAACGUGAGGAUUAAUUGAUGUUUGGCAAUAUCGAUCUCACCUAAUUCUAUUUAUAUCCACAUUGUAAUAUCUCGAAUGGCAAUUCGCGACUAUUUGUUUAAGUAGCAAGAAUUAAAAAACAAUAUCGAAAAGAAUCCCAAGUCUCGUGAUUUACGGAGAUAAAAUAGCUUUUGAAAAUCGCCCUGAACUUGACAUUAAUCUCGCGCAAAAAGAAUUGCAAGGAAUACAUUUGCAGUUCAAAUCACAGUAACAUGCGCGUCUAUCACCGCGUUCGUAAUUUUCGAUGCUCGACACGGCGUCGUUUUGCAUACUCCGGAAACGACAGAGUCAAAGAUCGGCCGCCGCUGUCGCGGCAUCCUUUCGUGACGUGUUACACAAAAAUCGCAAUGUCAAGUUAUAAAUUGCAUUCAACACAUACAAAAUCAGCUAAUGGAAUGGGACAAACCUAUUCUAUAUAUUUAAAAAAAUAGUGUAAGUAUUGUUUAAUCAAUAAUAUUGACCGAGUGUGAAAUUCGCGUUAAUGUGUCAACUUCGAGAUAGUGCCAGGCGUUCGUGUCGUCUCUUUUCGCAUCAAAACGCGAGAAUAACAGCGUGAUGCUAAUCCUUCCUCGGUGUUAAGCUCGUUUUAUACCGCCUGUAAUAUACAAAACAUUUGCAGCAGAAUUAUACUUCCCAAAGAGAGCGUAUUUCCGAAUUCUAUAAAUCGUAAAUAUUUCAAAACUAUAAUUUGUAAUAUGCCAUUGAAUUAAAAUUAUAAUUUACCGAUAUUCAUUGCAUAUCUGGCUUUCGCUUCAGUUUUCGUCAUAGAAACGGAACGUUUUAAACAUUUGAUAAAAUUUUGCAGUAUUAUGUACACAUUAUACGAUGUGUGCGCGAUUCUCUAGGGAUAGAAGCCUGUUGCAGUUCCGGAUCGUAUAAAGCGGGCUUUACACUGUGAGCUUUUCGGAGGAAGACAGCGCGCUCGUUCUCCGGCAAACGAGUAUGCAAAGGAGAAAGAGAAAAUAAGAGAAAGAGCGAGAGAGAAGGUUGGAGGGUCGCCGCGCCUCCUACCUUCGGGGUCCGCGUAUCCUCGGCUCGGCACUGAGCAACGACGAGCCGAGGAGCGCGGGCUGCCUUGCCUUGCUUGCUUGCCUGGCCCGCGCGGUGGUAUGGCUGCUGCGGCGAUGGUGCCGUGUCAGUGAUGGUGGUGGUGGUGGUGGUGGUAGGGAAUUACGGGGAACGUGCUUUUAGGCGAGGACGAGCGCCCGUAGUAGUGUCCGAGCCACGAGGCGAGCAGGUUUGUACCUGUGUGGAGGUCUCAGUACCUCGCGUCCGACCGUCGUUGCGCUUCGUUGCGCGAGCGACAAAAACGAAGUCCUAUCAACGGUGCCGCGGUGAAUUCCCCGAGUGAAUGCCGUGAGGACUGUCGGAUUCGCUCGGUCGCUCGUUUACGCCGUUGGGCUCGCUCGGCCAGGCUCCGCCACGAGCACGUGUGUGCAGUGUGUUGUAUUGCGACGGCGGCGACAACGGCGGCGGCGACGGCGGCGGUCCUGUGUACGCGCGUACAGUGUGUACGAGCGCUCGUAUGGAAUUUCAAUAGUGUGUACGACCCGAGUGCGCAUUGGUGUUCCUCGUAUUGUUUUCUGAUCGCCGCCGACUGACAGAUCGACCGCGAUGUGGGGAGGAUCGUUGAUGGAAAAGCUACGCCUAACCGGAAGUACCUGAAAAGAACGCGCGCAUUCAGGACGACAAAUCGGCAAAUUGCAGAAGAAAUACAAAGUGUUCGCCGCUACCGUGGUUCAAGAGCGAGCAAUAAAGUGCGGAGGAAAAGGAAUCGCGGCGAUCGCAAGCACGCACGCACGCAUGAAGAUCCCAUGGCUACCGGAUUGGUAAAGUGGUGGCGAGCAAGGUUUCUCGCUGGCUACAGACCCUUUUCUGUUGUAGGGACUAAUACGGAAGGUAGCGAUUCCGAGGAGUUGCUGACGGGCGUACCGACAGCUUGCAACAUCUCUUCUCCGCCGACGACGGAACAGCCGAUUUUAAUUCCCCCCGCGGAGCCGCCGCAGGUCGCGGUUGAUGGUUCAAGCGUACCUGCAGCACCAGCCGGUAAUGAUGAACAGCCUACUUGCGGUACAACGAAACAACUUAGUUUCGAGGAAUUCGAAUGCGACGUAUCGGUCGCGGAAGGUGAUAAGAGACGGCAGGAGUUCUCCUUCACUCUGUACGACUUCGACGGCCAUGGCAAGAUUACGAAGGACGACAUAGCCGGUUUAGUGACGACCAUCUAUGACACGCUAGGCGCCUCGAUACAAGUGCCGCCGUGUGGUAGUAAGACAAUUAAAGUGAAAUUGACGGUGUCGCCGGAUCAGCGGGCGAGCAGCAGCAGCAGCCAGGCACAGCGGAACGCUACCAGCACCUGUUUAAAUGCCACGCAAACGCCGCAGAUCACGACGUUACCCGGCCAUCAUCACAAUGCGUCGUCCUGUUGCCAUUUGAAGCACGCCGCCCCGUGCAAUCAUGCAGCAGCCGCCGCCGCCGCCGCCGCCGCCACGCAUGCCACCGCUCGGCACGGCGCGAGCAGAGUUCCCAGAAGGAGAAGAACGCCGCGGUAUCGUUGUCAGGCUGAGCGGAAGGAAGUGGAGACUCACAGCGAGGACGAUGACGAGAAUGUCCGAACAAAUCGAGUACAGCAGGAAGAGCUGCGUAGAAGAGUCGGUCCAGUGCCCCAUUUACCAUCCCCUUAUUCAAAUAGCUCGGAGGGUGAUGUAAGCGACGAUAGUGACACGUCUCCCGCAUUUUCGCCAUUAACGCCACUUCUUACAGUGAAUCAGAGAAAGCGCAGCGGCGCCUUGCAAAGGCAACAACUCCUGGAAAUUAUUCAGGCUAACAUGGAAAAGAAUAAUCUCAGUUUUCACACAUCAAGAAAACGACAUCAAAACGAACAAACACCGCGCAUUCCAUCUCACAGUCCGAAUUUAAAAACCUCGAAUCAUAAUCAAGACUGCCAAGCAUCUCCGGAGUCUCGUCAAACGGCUCCGACUUAUCACAAGCCCGUUCGUGAGAGCACCCAUCAUUCCGUGGCAUUUCCCAAAACGCCGGCCAAAUCGCGGGCGGCGAAUCUUAGGAAGACGCGGCACACGACACCGAGGAACAACGCGACGCAUCCCUCUUCCCAAGCCUACACGACGUAUCCCCAGAUGCUGAAUCGUAACGUGAUCGCGCCGACGACGGCUUACACGGACACAUCGCAACAUAAUACCAACAUUAACAAUACUCAUCGUAAUAUCGUCAACCUCGUGCCUAACAAUCAGCAAACGGCGGCCAACCAGACAAUCAUCAACAAUCACAGUAAUGUGCAGCGCAAUGACGCGCAAUUCGUCCAGUCGCAGCAGAGCGGUAGAACAACCAAGAAGCAUCAGUUGAAGCACGCGACACGGGAACAGGAUCAGGCCAGAGCGAUGGCACAGGUCGUGCGUUGGCUCGAACGCGAAUUCUCGCAGAACGCAGUGGCGGCCACGUCCGGCCGAAGGCACGUUCACGAGCACAUACAUCAUCAUUAUCAUCACUAUCAUGCCGAGGCGUUGGUCUAAUUAGUAACGACAAGUAAAUUUGUUUUUUUUCUAAGCUUCUUGAAUCUGGAAAACGACGUAACACGAACACGACGUAAUAAAAAAAAUGUUUAGGAAGAAAUUUUUUUAAGGUGAUUUGUACUUUGACAUCGUGUGUCGUUUAAAUUUCGUUUGGCGUUUUAAUUGCGAGCUCUUGUAUCAAUUAUUUUAUUAGGAAAUCGUGUACUCCGACGUGUGAGUUAUUCAUUGAAUCUCCAGUUUGUUUUUGUGUAAACUAAUUUGUACAUACUACAUCACUCGAUUAUAUUUUUAAUUGUUAAUAUGAAGACGAAUAAUAGGCCGAUAUAUUAUCGCGUAUUUUUCUCGACAUAAAUCGAUUGAGUUUCUCCUGGGUAUUGCAAAAUGUGACAUUACAUUGCUCCGUAAAUUUCGAAACAUCGGUUAGAUAAAAUAGUAUUGUUUUUCUUAUCGCACUCUUUCAUAUUGCAAACAGAAAAGGGUACCGCAACUUGUCGAAAGUUACCGCGGAAGGCAUACGCAUUUGGCGUGAAUUGAACGUACUGAACACUAUUUGCGCAAGUUUCCUUGAGCAAAGAUAUAGUUACUAUAAAUCUCAGGCUUAUAAUAUAUCACGCUGCCGCAAUAUCGAAAUGUCUCACCCGAUUAUGGUUGCAAUUUGAUAAUGAAAUAUGUAUAAUAUGUUCGUGGACGCAUUUUUUGAAAUAGAAAUUGAGAAGCGAUGCAUGGAUUAUAGCGUGCUAUAGAACUACAUUACAGCUAAAUUACAUUCCUAGGCAGAAAGGGAAGAUAUACUCACGCAUUUUUUUCAUCCGAGCGCGGUGAAUUGCGAUUACCCAUCGUUGUACAUAGAAAAUAUCCCAAAGAGAAACCUUCCUUCAGUAUACAAGCUUAUGAUUAAGGGAAACAAGCGAUCUAGAAUCAUAAACUAUUAUUAAAAAAAAACAAAGUUCGACGCAUAAUCGAACUGUGUUGUAUCAAUGUUCCUGUAAUCAGAGGUUGAUAUAACUCUCUUUACCAAACGUAAUAUUCCUAGGAAACGCGGGUUUAAGUGUUUGUAUACCCGUAUAUUCGGCGAACGCACGGAAUUUUUUUCGGUAAAUGCUUAAAUCUCUUAUGUACAGGGUGUUUCACUUCUAUCGGAUAUUUAUGUGCUGUUAACAGAUUCUUCGGCUAUAUUGGAACAGAUUUUUCUUCGGCGAAAUAUCAGUGUACUUGGAAAAUUUUUAAAUCGUUCUGCCAUCAAUUUUCAGACUAAUAAUUGUGGUUAGGUAUAUACGAUUGAAACACAAUUAGAUAGUUGAACAAAAGGAAUAUAGAAACAUAAACAGGAACAACUGACCUUAUACAGCCGAAUUCUUUUUUAUUUAAUUCUGUGAAUCAUAGCUAUAGUAGUUUAUUAAUAAAAUUUUAUAUAAUUAAAAAUUCUUAUUUAUAUAAAAAUAUAUAAUGUUGAAACAUUCAGAGGUUACGAUUAAUGAUAAGUGAUCUGUCUACCUCGAUAUUUUUGCUGAAAAAUCUGUCAAAAAAUAUCUUAGAAAUGUUACAUCCUGCAUAUAUUUUACUAGUCCUUAUAUUAUUGACAAGUAAAGCUCUUAUUAUUCGCGAAGUAUAAUGGAUAUCAAGAAAGAGUGACAAUUGGGUUCUUACUAGUGCCUUGUAAUUUGUAACUCGUUUUCCACUUGCGAAUAUUAGUCCUUCUUUUGUAAAUCCUUUUCUUACUCAAUUUGUGAAUGCAAAUUGUUCCAUAUUCAAUAUAAAACUGUACUUCCAAACUUCGUUUUUCUACUGCAGUUUGCUGCAAAAAUUUCGAUCACUAUUAUAGUUGAAUGGCGUUUUUUUAUUGCUGAUAUUGUUAAUAUUGCGCAAUACACAUGUGUAAACGGAACCAUAAAAAUCGACAAUAUUUCUCAAUCGGGUAUCACGAUGAAGAGUAUUACAAUUACCUUCAGCGAUAACGAUUAAUAGUAAUACGAACUUUAAAUUAAUAUUAAGACUAGAUGCAUUGACAAAUGUUACUCAUAAGGAUCCUUGAUGAUGUUAUAUAUUGCGGGACUCUCGUAAUUUUAUAUAUAUUGAUAUUUGUAAUCCCUGUAGAUAUUUUUUCUGUAACUUUUCU